This is a messenger RNA of Corticium candelabrum, 1527 nucleotides long. RefSeq names its product activin receptor type-2B-like. The transcript has 2 exons. The coding region runs from base 336 to 995 and encodes 219 amino acids. NCBI's taxonomy places the organism in Eukaryota, Metazoa, Porifera, Homoscleromorpha, Homosclerophorida, Plakinidae. Gene Ontology annotation, cellular component: membrane. Gene Ontology annotation, molecular function: transmembrane receptor protein serine/threonine kinase activity. The record is from RefSeq and is a predicted model, not a curated record.
CUAUCGCAAUAUGGUCACAAUCGUAUAGUAUCGACUUUGUAUAAGUGAUAGUUUGCUCAAAAAGGGACAACAGUGCUACCAAUUGCCAACGCAUAACGCCAGUUUACCAGUUCUCAAUUUGAAGCGCAUUUCGUCACACUUUGUGUUGCCAUUCUUUGUUGACACCGCACCUGCGGUCUGUGCAAAGGGUGCUGUAAUGUCAUUUGUAGCGCAGCACUUACUCGUCGCCGGAAUUUCCUAAGAAAAACCGGAUAUCGGACGACUUUGCCACGCUAAUUAGUGUACACCUCAACAAUCAGUUGCUGCACUACUGCAACAACGACCGCUCAGAGCAAAUGGCCUCGACUCUUUCCAACUCACAGUUUGUGCUCACGGUAGUACUGGCAUUGUGGCUCAUUCAAGCGCACUCUUUGAAGACCUUAAACUGCGUGUUUUACGACGAACGGUGUAACCAAGUAGGGAAUGGACAUCCCGCAAUUGAGUACUGCAACAGAACCACGAAGGAAUGCCGAGAUGAUAAUCCGGGAACUAGCGCCGAGAACACGUUCUGCUACAGCCUUAUUAGCCGGAACGAACACGGAAACCUCAGCAUGCACAAGAGCGACUGCUGGGUACACGAACAAGAGGGGCACAACUGCAAAUCUAGCAUUUGCGAAUACAGUGAGCAUGCGCAACUCGGAUACCUCUAUUGCUGUUGCCAAGGAGACCUCUGCAACUCUCGUCCGCUGACUCUCCCUCCGGUCUCGAACCCCAAGCCGUCAAUUUCGCCCUCCUUGUCGCGUCUGCCCUUCAUCCCGUUGCCCGGUUCUUCGACGUCCGUGCCAACCGGAGAGACUGCCGUUGAAUGCGAUGUCCGCACUUUGACUGGAUUGAUGACUGCGUUCAUCGUUCUGAGUACUGGUGUUGUAGUGCUUGUAGUUAUUCUUGCUGUCCGGUCGUAUAGGAAAGGACGUUUGUCGACCGAACUGCCGGAAAGUGGUAUCGCGCAUGUGUAGCACGAUUCGUCUCGAUUUGAAAUUAAUACAAUUUCUCUACGCAUUGCAUAGCUAAAAGUGGUAAUGCAUGUUUUAUCUAUCAUCUGCCUUCGGCCACCAGACAUACCCUCUUGCAUGCAGGGCCUUCGCUUUACAAAUGCCGGAAAUUUCACCGUCAUAGCGUCGAGGGCUGGGGAUGCUAUAGCCCCCAAAACAUUUUGGGCGUGUCACUCCGUUUCAAGCAGAACUAUAACUUUAGGUUACUAAACAGUGACAGUCCGCUUAAUCUCAGAGUAGUCUGUUCACGAUCGACGACGUUAAUCGACUAUAUCUCUUUGACAAUACUCAUCAUCAUUUCAGUAUGAUAAAACCAGUGCCAAGAAGUCGUGGACAUGUAAAGUGCGCAUGACCAUCACUUAUUUGAGGCGUUUACUACGCUAUCCGGCAGAGUCAAAGAAGACCGCAUCAAAAAGGCAUACAGAAGCCUAGCCAUCAAUUAUUUUUCAAGUAAGUCUAGUUAAGGUCGACAACGCGAUUGACGGGAAAAUGGAAU